Messenger RNA from Penicillium subrubescens, 2910 nucleotides. RefSeq names its product putative kinesin family protein (KipA). The record is from RefSeq and is a predicted model, not a curated record. Gene Ontology annotation, biological process: microtubule-based movement. The transcript is spliced from 2 exons. The coding region runs from base 1 to 2910 and encodes 969 amino acids. Lineage: Eukaryota; Fungi; Ascomycota; Eurotiomycetes; Eurotiales; Aspergillaceae. Gene Ontology annotation, molecular function: ATP binding; microtubule motor activity; microtubule binding.
AUGGCCUCCAUGUCCACUCUUCCAACACCUUCACGGCCAUCAACAAACCCUCCAACGGGCUCUUUGCCCCCACUACCAACUCCCAAACCUGCCAGAAAAAGCACCCCGGCCCCCGAUGGCACCCGAUCCGCAUCACCAUACCAACUGUCAAAGCUACGGACACCGUCCAGUCCCAGACCCCCGUCCCUCGCUCGGUCCCCGCUAUCGAAUUCCAACUCAACUUCCAAUCUGAGUGCCGUCCGAUCUGUUUCCAGUGGCCGCACACCGAGCAGCCCCGACAAGACUCUACGCCGUACAAUUAGCAUCGCUUCUUUCCCACAGCCUCCCAAGGCGGCCAGCCGCCCAUCCACAGCGGCAUCCUCGGUGUCAGGCAUCCAAGGCCUCACUUCCUCCGGGAGUGUGAAGCAGCAGCGAAGCUCACGGCUAAGCACAGGCACUACGAGCAGCUAUCGCAGCUCCAAAACCCCGUCUUUACUCAAUGGCAGCGCAGAUGGAAAGUCAGUCCUGGCAGAGGCACGGGAUCCGGAGGCCUCGCCGUCUCACAGUCGGAGCUCUUCUGCCAAUGGUUCCUGUUCCACCAGUGCAACCACAUUUGAGGACACGGAAGAUGCCGCGGGUACCGGCAAGGGUGGCAAGCCUAAAGAGUCCAAGGGCAAUGUGAUUGUCAGUGUCCGUGUCCGACCGGAUACCAGCAUGGGAGGCGAGACUCCACGAAACCACGGUGAAUGGGGACUGGAUGGACGUCGCAGUCUGAUUUCUCACCGCGGCAAAGAUGGAGGUGAUUACUAUUAUGAUAAUGUCUUUACACCACAGGAAAACAACGCCAAGGUGUAUGAUGCAGCCGCGAAACGGCUUGUGCGACGGGUCAUGGAAGGAUAUCACGGUACUGUCUUUGCCUACGGUAUGACAGGUACUGGUAAAACGUUCUCGAUGCAAGGUACCGCCACUUCUCCUGGUGUGAUUCCACUCGCCAUCACCGAUAUAUUUUCCUUCAUUCGAGAAACGCCUCAUCGAGAGUUUUUGCUCCGAGUCAGUUAUCUGGAGAUCUAUAAUGAAAAAAUUCACGAUCUUCUCUCGACGUCGGUUACCAACGGUGUCCCUGCACCUCAACAGGAGGAAAUCAAGCUUCGCGAAGACAGUAAACGCGGCGUGUAUGCAACGCCACUGAAGGAAGAGAUCGUGCAGAGCCCGACACAGCUUCUGCGGGUGAUCGCAAGAGGAGACCAUGCCAGACGCACUAGCAGCACCCAGUUCAAUGCGCGCAGUUCUCGAAGUCAUGCGGUUGUUCAGAUUGUCGUCGAAAGUCGCGAACGAGUCCCUGCCGGCGACUCGCAGGAUAAGCGGUCUGGCAUUGCUCCUGGUGGUGUCCGAGUGUCAACCCUGAGUUUGAUCGAUCUGGCUGGUUCAGAGCGUGCGGCCGACGACAAAGAGCGCCGAACCGAAGGUGCCCACAUCAACAAGAGUUUGCUUACUUUGGGUAACAUUAUCUCAAAGCUUUCGGAGAACAAGGACAAGCAAGGCAAUCCGAUUGAUCGGGAUGGUAGGCAUUUGCCAUACCGUGAUUCCAAAUUGACGAGAUUGCUACAGCCCGCGCUAUCAGGAAACUCUCUCGUGAGUAUUCUCUGCACGGUUCAGCUAGUCGCUGGUAUCAAUGCACACUCGGGGGAGACCCUGAACACCUUGAAGUUUGCUGCUCGAGCGAAGAACAGCAUCGUCAGUCAUGCAAAGAAGGCCGAGGAAGCAUACGGUAGUGGUGGUGGUGAUGCGGGUAGUCGGGUUCUGCUUGAACGCUACCGGAUGGAGAUUCAAGCACUUCGUGGCCAACUGGACACCCAGGCCAAGGCGCAGGCGGAGAAGGAGCUCAAGUGGGAUGAGCAACAAUUUGAAAAGGAGGCCCAGGCUCGCCAUGAGGAGCAAGUGCUGGAGAUGCAGCUGGCCAGGACCGCUUUGAAAGAACGGAUUGAGCAUCUGAACCGGUUGAUUCUCAGCUCCAAAUCAACCGGUGUGAACAACCACGGUAGUCUCUCUUCUGCCUUUGGUCGCCUUUCCAGAAUGUCCAGCACCGACGCGGGAACCCGUUCACUUCGGUCAUCGGCCAGUCAAUCUACAUUGGGUGCAGCUCACUCCAUUCGACCCAUCUCAUUCAUGUCGGUCAACAGCAAUGACCCUUCAGGGAUGUCAUUCGCCAACGGCUCCUUCAGCAAUGAAGAUGACGAGGACAUGGGCGAGUUUGGUGAUGGCAAAGCAAGCCUGCAGCGACAAGUCACCGCCCUGCAAGCUGACCUGAGCGACAAGAAUCGAUACAUUUCCACGUUGGAGCGUCGACUACUUCAGGCUCGCCGUUCGAGUCACUCCCGAAUGUCGGUGGGAGUCAAAUCUAACGCUCCAUCCACCACCACUAUCUCUGAACACCCAGACAUGAUGACCUUACUUCGUGAGAAAGACAUGGAGAUCAAUGAGCUUCGCAUCCAGCUCGAUGAUAAAGACCGAAUGCUAGCGGCACUGCGGUCUGCUGCCCGCCACCGUGAUCUGGCGGCUGUGACCGGCGACUCUCAAUCCCCAGAACUCAAAGUCAAGGUGGACUCGUCGGCUUCUGGGCCCAGCAGUCCCCGGCUUCCGCCCCCAGGUGACGUGAGCGACAAAAAUACAAGCCCCUCUAGGCAUGCUGUUCCCGGGAAAUCCGGUGAAAGAGAGGAGGACCGGAGAAAGAACAUGGACGAGGUGUCCCGGAUGCUUGAUGAGAUGAUUCAAGGCCGAGUGGAGAGCGGUCAUCUGGACAGAAACUCUCUUGGACACUUCAAGCGCGUUUCGGGUGAUAGUCGUCGAGGUUCAAGCUCUGCUGAAGUCCCGGGGUUGACUCCCACUCCUUCUCUCCCCGUGGAGCCAAUCCCAGGCUCUCCAUCAAGUUAA